Molecule: messenger RNA, 4700 nt
Organism: Lytechinus pictus (painted urchin)
Lineage: Eukaryota; Metazoa; Echinodermata; Echinoidea; Temnopleuroida; Toxopneustidae
Product: ERI1 exoribonuclease 2-like
Exons: 7
Coding region: 1-1887 (628 amino acids)
Molecular function (GO): zinc ion binding; nucleic acid binding; 3'-5'-RNA exonuclease activity
Source: RefSeq, a predicted model, not a curated record
AUGGAAACAGAGCUUGAUGAGGAAAUCCAGGAAGGGCAGAGAAAACUAGAGGAGAGUAGAAAGAGAGAAGAGGAGAGGCAACUGGAUGAGGAAGGAAAGCAGCUAGAAGAGGAGAAACGGAAGAUAGAGGAGGAGGAGGAAAGAUUAGAGGAAGAAAAGAGGAAGUUAGAGAGAAGGAAACGUGAAAAAGAAGCGAAGCAGGAGUUAUCAAAGAGAAGACAGGAAGAAGAGAGACUAGAGAAAGAAAGGGAGUUAGAGAAGAAAAGACUAGAAGAUGAGGAGAAGAGACUGAGGGAGGAAAUCAGACAGAUUGAGGAAAGUGCAGAAGGCAACACAGAAGAGAAACCAGAAGGUAGAAUUGUUGAAUUUGACCAAGUCGAGAAUGGCAUCCCUCUUUUCAUCUGCCUCAACAAGUUCACAAGCUGGUUGAAGAGGAUAGAGAGUGAGAAGAAUGUUGCUUACAAUCGGUCAACGGAUGACACCAAGAAACUCUGUACAUUUGUCACAUGGUCCGACUGGGAUCUUGGUGUUUGUCUACAUUAUGAAUGUCAACGGAAACAACUCUACAAGCCGAGUACGCUCAAUCAUUGGAUUGAUGCAAGGGCCGUCUAUAGGAAUUUCUACCAACGCAAACCAAAAGGUCUAAAUGGUGCUCUCCAGGAAGUUGGUAUAGAGUUCUCUGGAAGACAACAUUCAGGAUUGGAUGAUGCAAAGAACACAGCUAGAUUAGUAUGGAGGAUGAUCCAAGAUGGCUGCCAUUUCAAGAUUACCAAGACAAUUCAAUCGGGUUCUCUGAAGGCUAUUCCUAGGGCACUACCCCAACCAGGAUCAGCCCAGCAACAGACAAAGGAUUCAACAAGUACAACUAUAACAGCUCUGCAACCACCACCAUCUCUAAGAUCAUCUUCAUCAGCAGCAGCAAUGAACACUACACAUCUAACAAGGACUAAAGAAACAACUGAUUCUAGUCACACAGGCGCAUCAUCAGCUUCGUCAUCACUGCCAAAGACAGAAACGGAACCGCCCUUUCGAAGAGUAAAUAAAAGCAAAAGGAAGAGUAAUGGCAGACUCUCCAUAGAGAUCACCAAGAAGUCUUGUCUGGCUUCAGAGGAGAAGGGACAGAAGUCUCAAGGUAUUCCCUUUCACAUUUAUGAAGAUGUGAAGACUGGAAAUGAUAAAGAUGAAUUUGGGAGCACAUGUAAAACAGUUGUGAAGCAGGCCACGUCGAAGUUACAUUCUUUCAAUGGUGACGUAUGCAAUGUAAAAUUGACAAAAGGGGAAACCCCAACCCAUCGGACUAGUGGCAGUACUGGGGAAUUCAAAACACCACCUGCUUGCGCUCUUCCUUUCCAUAAGCAGAACUCCAUCAAAAAGUAUGGCAAGCUUGGAGAGAAGACCAGUCCUGGGGGUCAGUUCAAAACCCCAGAAAGCAGAAAAACUCCUGGGACUGAUGACAUGAAGACACCUUCCGGCUCCAUGAAACCAGGCGUCUGCAUGGCCAAGGUGACACCACCUAUGUGCAAGUGUGGACGUCGAAGCAAGAGACGUGUUGCAGCCCGCCCUGGCCCGAACCAGGGUAGGGCGUUCUACUCCUGCCCGGGUCUGAGACGCGGGAGUGGUGGAGGCCUGAAAGACACCACCAACUCCAAGAUGGGUUGUGGAUUCUUUUCUUGGGAGAGUAUGGUUCUGAAUGACUUAAGAUCGCCAAAUGCAGUGGGUACCCCUGGUUCCUUCACCACCUCAGGGUCGGCGUUGAAGACUCCUAGUCCUCUAGCAAUGGGUUCCAUGCAGAAAGCUAUCUCUUUCAAGACUGGACAGAAGCCAGGUAUGCCGAGGAGAGGGGGCGUUACACCUAUUGGAGUUGGGUAUUCCAACAGUUGGAGGUAGCAUGAAAGGGCUAAUCCACCCUGGUCAGCAAACAUUUGAUCAAACAAGCGGAAGUAUCAACCUGGUGCCGACCUAGAUAUCUACCCAAUUGAUACACCACGAGUCGCGAUUUGAAGUGGAAUAGACGCACGCUUGAGUACACAUCAUCAUCCCAUGCCGCCUAGUCAAUGAGGAAUGAAGCAGGAUUUCAUCCGGAGGUGAUGGCAGGUACGGCGGACAGGAAAAUGUUCCUUGGUAGGCAUCCCUAUGCGGUUGUCAUGCGGUGAGAUGGGGUCUGACGUCAUUGCUGAACGGUUGUCGAUUUCCCACUUGAGAAGACCCAGUUUUACCAUGAGGAGGAAGACAGUGUGAAUGGUGGACUUGGGUUGACGAAUAACCAUGGCAAUACCAUGGUUUGGAAAGUUCACCCGAUGCAGUCUCAUCACGGUGAGGGGUGACCAAGGAUCCAGUUGGCCCAGGGGGGUGGGGGCCAUCGCCAUUACUAGUCGGACAUCAUGCUUGUCCACCAAAACGUGUAAACGGGGGUUUUCACAGCAUGGGUGAUGUAUGCGCAUGCAGUGAAAAGCUUUUGAUGUUUCAACAAAUUUUAAUAUAAAACCAAAUGUCUCUCUCUCACCUUUAAUAACUUUAUCAGCUCCAAUUCAUUUGACUUUGCUGUGAUUUGUUUUCAAAAGAAAUUGGGCAAUGAGAUGAAGGAAAAGUAAAUAUUUCCUUUGCUCGCAUGAAGCAUGGAGCUCAAACAUUUUAUGUAUAUUUUUUUGCAAGAGAAAGAGGUAUUCUCGGAGUUUAUAAAAUGCCUUCCUUGAUAUGAUGAUAGGAUCACAUUUGAUUACAUAAAGUUAGCCAUAAAACUUGCAAAGUUGAAUAUGAAAUCGAAGAUAGAGAAUAUCUUGUUUAUAGUUUAUUCUUUUUAGAAAAAUAGGAAGAUUAACCUGCAAAUCUUCCUUCCUUUUUACCUCUGCUUUUCUCCCCUUUUCCGUUUUUCUUUUGAGGGCGUUUUGGUGGGUGACGACCACCACACCACCCCUUGGCUAUGCGCAUGGUGGCCCCUGGGCCAGUUGGUCAUCCACGGGCCAGAGCCCAAGAGACUUUUACUUCCAUCAUGGGUAGUGUUCUAGCUAGAGACUUGUUAGUGGUGGUUGCAAUUUCAAGGCAAUGAAAAGUUCUCAAGGCCAAUUUGGUUGAAGGUGAAUGAACCUCAUGCAAAUAACUAUCUGACAUUGGCAAAUCUUUGAAAAUGAAUUAAAAAAAUAAUUAAUAUUUAUCAAAUAUAAGAAUAUUUAUUGUAAAAUCUGCAAAGAAAACAAUAUUAAAGACAGAAAGAACAAUUCUUUGCAAGAAGUUGUGUUUGAAACACUUUCACUUGAAAUUAGUGGUGGACGGAAGCAAUGUUUAUCAUGAUGAGUGGUGGUCAGUAAUCUCCUUUGCCAGUUUAACCCAACCACUGCCGACAACCGUAGCUAUAACACUGAUAAUGUAAUGAUGGGGAUGUUCCUGAGGAUGUUUAAAUACUAGACUAGGGUUCAUUGAACGAGACAGGUCAGCCAAUCCUGUUCACCUUCCAUGCAUGCAACAAUGUAACUCUUCUCUGCGAUCUAUUUUUUUUUUUUAACUAUUCAGACAAAAUAUUGUUAAGAACGAGUAAGACAACCUUUGUCUACCUUGCAUGCUGGAAAAUUUGCAUUUUAUACAUUGCAUGUUGCCCUAUGUAGAUUGAUGCUUGAAUGAAUUCUGUUUUAGUAUUUAGCACUUUUGGGGACAUUCUUUUGCUGUAAGGUAGUGUGUCUAGUCAUACAUGUAUAAGGAGGCAGUGGUAUUGAGCUGGAAGCAAUUUUGGAGGGGAAAGGCUCAUUCUUAAUGGGGCACCUAAGGCUGUGAAAAGAAUGGAGAGACGCGUAUUUUAUUUUUUUAAGAAAAUCUAUAGCAAGGGACCAAAGUGACCAUCUUGACACCUUUGCAUUCUCAAUAGUGAAAUUGAAAAAUUUGUCCAGUUUGGUACCCAGUGUUCUAAAUUUAGGUAACGGCAAAAAUUGCCCUAAAAUGUGAUUUCAUAUACAUGUAGAAAUUAAAUUCAGUUCAAUUCAAAAUGGUUUGUUGAGGUAAAAACUUCCAAAGCUUUUACAAUAUAAAAGAUUGAAAUCAUCCAAUGCAAGUUCUGUUUCUUGCCAAAAUUCAUAUAAAUGUAGCAUUACUUUUACGAAGUCAAUCAAUUUUAUGUUUAUGAUCCAAAUAGUGUCCCCAUCAUUUCCCAUCAAAAGAAACUAAACUAGUUUUAGAGGAAAGAAAUACAUGGAAUUCUUAAAACAUGUUAGAUUUAUGUAACAGGCCACAAAGAGUGUCUGGACCCUAAUUUCAUGCAUAAAGUAUCCAUGAAACAGCAAAAUUAAUGGGAUUUUUCAAAAAAUUAACUACAGUUUUUUUAGAUUAUGCUUAUGCCAUGGACAAAAUUUGCACAGUGGAGGGUGGGACAUCCCUCCCGGCUUUAUAAACUACAUGUACUAGAAUAACCAGGCCAAGUUAGGAUUAAUUUGGAUGCCAAGGUGCUUGUUGCAAUGUUUUAAUUCUCAUUCCUCCGAGUGUAACCCUAACCCUUUAUUUACAUUUCUACAUGACUGUGUAGUGAUUUUCCUCUCUUUUUUUUGGGGGGGGGGGGGUAGAGGGGGUUGUAUCACUUUUGCUAGAAUUCUGAUUUCAGGGAGUAAUCUGUAAUACCUUGCAGAAAAGAAAUAAAUGGAUGAACGUGUGAAUUGAAGGAUGAAUGAAUAAAUGGAAUGAGUGACUUAAUGGAAUGAAUGACUGGAUGAAUGAAUGGA